This is a messenger RNA of Triticum aestivum (bread wheat), 802 nucleotides long. RefSeq names its product dirigent protein 5-like. Lineage: Eukaryota; Viridiplantae; Streptophyta; Magnoliopsida; Poales; Poaceae. The coding region runs from base 64 to 702 and encodes 212 amino acids. The record is from RefSeq and is a predicted model, not a curated record. The transcript has 2 exons.
GACACAGCUUCCCACCAUUCUACUAGCUCACUGAGCUCUCUUUUCCCCUUCUUGCUAACAAUUAUGACCAUGGCUAGUCCAUUCGGCGUCUUUGUUUGUCUACUCAUAGUGCUACCUCAAAUCCAGGCCGCUUCUAUCCCCUACAAUGGGACUGUACCUCUUCAGGGGUGUCAGAUCCCUUGUAUGACCGAAGUUAACUUGCACUUGUUCUUGCACCAAUUCGUCGAUGGACCAAACCAGCCAAACCGCAAUGAGGAAACCUUGCUCCAAACAAGUUUUCCUUUUGGGUUUGGGACGACGAUAGUUCAUGACUGGACUCUUACCGAGACAACAAAUUCCAAAGAUACAGUUGUUGCACGUGCACAAGGCGUGCAUGUCCAGGCUGGUUUAACCAAGGAUAAUAGAUGGUACAUGACUCAUAACAUAGAGUUUGAGCAAGGAAGGUUUGCAGGGUCUACCCUUCAGGUGAUUGGCAUAACAGCGGGUUUGGAAAGUGGCCAGUGGUCCAUUGUUGGUGGGACUGGUCAAUUCAUUAUGGCACAGGGUAUAAUAAGUUUCACAAAUCAUCCUGCCUCUACUUGGGAAGAUGGUAUUAAAGAACUUAAUAUCCGUGUACGCUACACGAAUCCGCAACCUGUAAGAAUAAUUCUCAAAAGUUUGUAUCCAAAUUGUAAUGUUCUACUUUUUGAAGGGAAACAAUAGGACAUUAGAGAGCACCCUACUAAAAAUGCAAUAAAUUAAGAAAUUUGUGCAUAUGCAAUGCAAAUGCAUUAUGUCACAUUCUAUUUUCAACAACACUAGA